AUGUUGCCGCAUCAAAAACUGGACUCCAAGGAGAUUGCAACCCAGUUCAAGCACAUGCGGGGAUUACCGAUCGCGUCGUACGAUGGACAACCCGGAAUACUUAUAGGGCUCUACAAUGUGCAUUCAUUUGUGCCGUUGGAAGCGAAGAUCGGUGCGACUGCAGAGCCAAUAGCGGUGAAGUGCAAACUUGGAUGGACUGUGUACGGCCCGAGACAGUCGAACACUGCCUUUGAUGGUGGGUAUAUGGGUUAUCACCACGAAGUAAGCAACGAGGCCCUGCAUGACCUGCUGAAAAGCCACUACGCUCUGGAGGAAUCGGUCGUGGCGGUUGCGCAGGAAUCGGCAGAGGAUAAACGAGCGCGAGAGAUAAUGGAGCGGACCACAAAAAGGGUGGGAAAUCGCUUCGAGACCGGACUACUGUGGAGGACAGAUGAUCCACGAUUUCCGGACAGCUUUCCGAUGGCCCUGCACAGGAUGAAGCAGCUGGAGAAAAAACUGGAGAGAAAUCCGGAGUUGCACAAGAACGUUUGUCGGCAGAUAGAAGAGUUUCAGCAGAAAGGAUAUGCACACCUGGCAACUGCAGAAGAAUUGAUCCGUACGGAAACAGAUAAGGUGUGGUACCUACCGUUGAAUGUGGUGACAAAUCCCAGAAAGCCUGGCAAAGUGCGCUUGGUAUGGGACGCCGCAGCUUCGGUGCAAGGAGUGUCACUCAACACGCAGCUACUGACGGGACCCGACUUGCUGAUUCCACUGGUGCAAGUGAGAGUAGGUUUCCGGGAGCGACGGAUUGCAUUCGGUGGCGAUCUUCGAGAAAUGUACCACCAGGUGAAGAUCGUCGAACGCGACGGACAGGCUCAACGCUUCGUGUUCCGGAAGAAUUUCGGGGAGAAGCCAAGCAUUUUUGUAAUGGACGUUGCGACGUUUGGCUCUACAUGCUCUCCUAGUUCGGCACAGUACAUCAAAAACAAGAACGCAGAAGAACAUGCUGUUCAAUAUCCAGAGGCGGCAGCGGCCAUAAUCCAUCGUCACUACGUCGACAAUUAUUUCGACAGUGUCGACACCGUCGAAGAGGCCAUCAACCGGGCGAAGCAGCACCUCUGGCGAUUGGGCUGCGAUUGGAAGCAGGAGAUCGACGACGAGAGCUGGCGCUUAUGGAAGCGAUGGACUGGCCUGCUGCCAGAGGUGGAUGCAGUUCGGAUCACACGCUGCUACCUCGGGAAUGCUGCGUCUUCAGCCGUUGAGUCGCUGGAACUUCACAUCUUUACUGAUGCCAGUGAACACGCAUACGGAUGUGUAGCGUACUUGCGAGCGGUGAUCAACGGAAACGUACGAUGUAGCUUAGUGAUGUCACGAGCGAAAGUGGCUCCACUGAAACGUCAGUCGAUUCCACGGUUGGAUUUAAUGGCUGCCGUCCUCGGUGCUCGACUGAGUCGAACGGUUCUAGGGAUGCAUUCCCUGGAAAUUACACGUUGCAUUUUAUGGACGGAUUCUCGUACGGUGUGUAGCUGGCUGCAAUCGGAUCAGUACAAGUUUAAGCAGUUCAUAGCCUUCAGAGUCGGCGAAAUUCUUGAACUGACAAGGGUAAUCGACUGGCGCUGGUUGCCGACGAAGCUGAAUAUUGCGGAUGUGCUGACUAAGUGGGGAUCAUUCCUGUAUUAUCCGGAAGAGGAGUGGCCGAGCAAGGUGAUGCCGUUUGAGGAAACUAGCGAAGAGGCGAGAGGAGUAGUGCUAUUCCAAGAACUGAUCGACGUCAAGGCUACUUCGCGGUGGAUGGCACUGACGAUCGUGACGUCGAAAGCCACGGAGACUCAACAGCGGUCGAUUAAGUCGAAGUAUUUGGCGAUUGUAAAACCGCUCCAGCAGGAGGAACUCCUGGAAGCCGAAACGAUCCUGUGGAAGCAGGCGCAGUUCGACAGUUUCCCGGACGAAAUGAGUGCGUUGACCAAGAAUCUCAAUCUGGAGCCGGGACAGAUGCCUUCGAAAAUACAGCGGUCGAGUACCCUGGUCAAACUGACUCCGAUACUGGACGAUGAAGGUGUGCUGCGGAUGGGAGGAAGAUUCGAAAAAUCGGACGACAUCUCGAUCGACCAGAAGUUUCCGAUCAUUCUUGCUCGGCAGCACGACAUCACCAAGAAGUUGAUUCAGUGCUACCACGAAAGGUUCAGACAUGCGAAUCGAGAGACGGUUUGCAACGAGUUGCGUCAGAAGUUCUGGAUUCCGAAUAUCCGUGCAGCGAUUAUGGAAGUGAUGCGGGAGUGCAUGUGGUGCAAAGUCCAUAGAUGUCGUCCACAAGUACCAAUGAUGGCGCCACUCCCGACUCGACGCAUCAGAGCAGGAAUUCGUCCUUUCAGUUCGGUCGGCUUAGACUACUUGGGACCAGUAGAUGUAUCGGUGGGAAGAAGAAAAGAGAAGCGAUGGGUGGCCAUGUUUACGUGUCUCGCCAUCAGAGCGGUGCAUCUUGAGGUGGUGAACAGCCUGACAACACAAUCGUGCUUGAUGGCUAUCCGCCGGUUUUCCUGUAAACGGGGUGCUCCUGAUAUUAUAUUUUCAGAUAACGCCACUUGCUUUAAGGGUGCUAACAACGAGAUGCUGAAAACGUUACAUGGCGAUUGUGAGGACGAAAUCACAACUGCAAGAACGGCCUGGCGAUUCAUUCCGCCUGGCACCCCGCACAUGGGUGGUGCAUGGGAGCGAAUAGUUCGUUCCGUGAAGGAGGCAAUGAAGGCAUUGGAAGAUGGAAGGAAGCUGACAGACGAGAUUCUGGUGACAACGCUGGCGGAGGCAGAGGACAUGAUAAACACAUAUCCUCUCACGUACAUGCCUCAGGCGUCUGCCGAAAAUGAAGCUCUGACACCGAACCAUUUUCUACGAGGAAUUAAAAAGGGCGCAGAUCUCCUAGUGGACAGCGGUGGGAAUCUAGCGGAGGCUUUGCGUGACGUGUACAAGCGAUCGCAGUAA
This is a messenger RNA of Topomyia yanbarensis, 2958 nucleotides long. RefSeq lists its product as uncharacterized. Gene Ontology annotation, biological process: DNA integration. Bases 1 to 2958 code for a protein of 985 amino acids. Lineage: Eukaryota; Metazoa; Arthropoda; Insecta; Diptera; Culicidae. The transcript is spliced from 3 exons. The record is from RefSeq and is a predicted model, not a curated record. Gene Ontology annotation, molecular function: nucleic acid binding.